Messenger RNA from Amphimedon queenslandica, 3491 nucleotides. RefSeq names its product probable RNA helicase SDE3. Lineage: Eukaryota; Metazoa; Porifera; Demospongiae; Haplosclerida; Niphatidae. The transcript is spliced from 10 exons. Gene Ontology annotation, biological process: signal transduction. Gene Ontology annotation, molecular function: protein binding; helicase activity. The coding region runs from base 28 to 3258 and encodes 1076 amino acids. The record is from RefSeq and is a predicted model, not a curated record.
UAUAAGGUAGCACUGUGUUUGAAUAAGAUGGCAGUGGCUGGGACAAACCUCAGCUUUGAGACAGACUUCAAAGAUCAUCUAGACACAAGGGGACUUACAUUUGAUGACUUAAGAGCUCAUCAGUGUACUAAUAUUGUCCUACUCAAACUGAGUGAAGAUUUAGAUAACUGGGACACUGCUGGGUUGUACUUGGAAAUUACACUUCCUGAAGUCAAGGCCAUCAAAGUUAAUAAUAGCUCUGAAGAAAGUAGAAGAGUGGCACUUUUAAAUAAGUGGAAACAAAAGAAUGGAGAUGAUGCCACAUAUUACAAUCUUAUAUCUGGUUUACAUGAUGCUAACAGAAUUGAUAUUGCUGACCAAGCACUAGACUAUUUGAAAGAAAGUAUAAUUGAGAUAAGAAGGCAGCAGGAAAUAGCACGGCGAAAAGAGGAAGAACGACAAAAGGAAGAAAGGAGGCAGCAGGAAAUAGCACGGCAGAAAGAGGAAGAACGACAAAAGGAAGAAAGGAGGCAGCAGGAAAUAGCAUGGCGGAAAGAGGAAGAACGACAAAAGGAAGAAAGGAGGCAGCAGGAAAUAGCACAGCAAGAAGAAGAGCGACUAAAAGAAAAGCGGCAGCAGGAAAUAGCACGGCAAGAAAAGGAAGAACAACUAAAAGAAAAGCAGCAGCAGGAAAUAGAAUUAGAAUAUAAAAUGAAAGAAAAUUUUCUGACCAGGAUAAAAAGUAAGGUGUUAUCAAAAGGCCUUGAUGUUCCUGAUCUUCAAGUGAAUCUGAGACAAGAAGACAUUGAGUCAGUAGCAGAGCUCAUUGGGAAGGAUUGGUAUACAUUUGGUAAAUGUAUGAAAGUUGAGGAGAGCACACUGGAUCAUAUUAAAGAAGUGGGGAGAAACAAACCAGGAAGGAAGAAGAAGCUUUUGGAACAUUUGAUUAUUAAAAAAGUUCGCUUUGAAGAUAUAAUAUAUGGGCUAUACAAUUCAGCUGAUGAGCACAAUCCAGCUAUUAAUGGUGUUCUAGAAUAUAUAUUCAGAAUUAGGAUUAAAAAAGAUGGUCAGAAUCCAAGAGCAGAUGAGAAGCAUGAUAAAAAUUCAAAACUUGAUGAAAAAGAAGAGCAAAAUCAGAGUUUAAAAUCACAUCCAAAGCUACGCCCCCAAUAUCAGGAUCCAGCACCGCCAACACCAUUAAGUCCAUCCAGCAAUGCUGCAUCAGGCAUCUUCAGACAAAGAAACCCGUGGCAAGCAAAGUUUGAGGAGAGACGAGAAGUCCAGCCUAAUUUAAUAACACGAAGUCUAAGUGACUUGAAGCCUCAUAAUUACAGGGAGCAUUUUUAUAGUGCAUUGUGGUUUGAAGAGGAUGAACAUAUCAAGAAGCUAUCGACUAAGUGUGAUGGUGCAGGUAAGCUUACAAUAUAUCAUCACGAGAAAGUUCCCUCUUUUUUUGAUCAAAGUGAUGAUUAUUAUUAUGGCUAUAUUUCUGGCUUAUCCGAUGAUAAGAUUGAAUAUGCUACUCAAGCAAGUGACGAUGUCACAAUAUUAAAGCCAGAUGGUUCUGAUAUAUGUGUAGCAUUCAAGCAUAACUACAACUUCGAUCACCUCGAAAAUCGCAUGUAUAUAGUUGCUCCUGAUUCUCCUGAAUUGCUUGAAGCAAUGAAGUAUGGUACAGCAGUUGAAGGAGGGAAUGAGAUUAGUAUCUCUGCUCAGUUUACAGUAAAGUAUUUCUAUUUUAAUCAACUUCACAAUGCUGUUAUCAAGGCUCCUGAGCAUGUUCUUCCUUGUUUGUUGCCUGAAGUUUUUUCUUUUGGUCAGCUGUUCCUUACGUUUGAUCCUCGACAUUCUGAUUUUCGUUGUAUAAAACUAGAUGAUAAGCUUCAGUUAAAAGCUCUACAGAUGAUUGUGUCUGAGUCUUCAUCUAUGUGCAAACCUCAUCCUCCUGUCAUUCUUUAUGGUCCAUAUGGCACUGGUAAGACUCGAAUCCUCGCUCGUGCUGCCUUUGAAGUGAUGAUGAAUGGUGUCAAUAAGAAUAAAUGUACCAGAAUAUUGAUUUCUGCUCACCACGAAAUAUCAAUAACAACCUUCAUUUUCGCUUACUUUGGUGUGAUUGGAAGAAAAUAUCACCUUCCUUUUGAAGUCAUUCUAAUUUCUAGACAAGAAAAUAAAGGAGUUUAUGCUGACAUGUACAUGACAACAGAUGAAUUUUCCAAGAAAAGUGCUUAUAUAUGCACAAUGCCUCAUGUCAUCAUAAUCACUACAUACACCAUGUCCCUGAAACUCCACCAAUAUCUCUACUCUCCUGAAGGAUUCUUCACACACCUUUUUCUUGAUGAAGCAGCUCAGGUUCGUGAGCCUGAAGCUAUCAUACCACUUGCUCUAGCCACCAGAGAUGCUAAAAUAGUUUUGGCAGGCGACCAUCGGCAGGUUGGCCCUAAUAUAUUGGUACUGGGAGAAGAAGCCAAAAAGUUUGGGCUCAAUAUUUCCUUACUGGAGCGUUUGUUGAAAAGAUAUGAAGACAUUGGUUCGGUGGCAACACGUUAUGUCACUAAAUUGUCAGUAAAUUAUCGAUCACAUAAUUCAUUGAUAGAUUUGCCAAACCUAUUUUAUGAGAAUUUGGAGAUAAAUCCUGACAAGAGCCUUCAGAAAUGCAGUAGCCCUACUGGCUACAGUUUUGUGUCUGCUGACUCAAGACUGAUUGAGCAAUUUGAUGAUCCAGAUCAGCAAUGGGUUGAGGCAUGCAUUGUCUUGGAAGAGGUUCGAAGUUACUUGGAAAGAAUGAAGCAUAUCAAUCCCAACUUUAAUCCUCGACAUGGUGUUUGUAUUAUCACAUCAACAAGGAAGCAGUUAAAUCACAUCAAAACAAUGGCUUUUAGAUACAAAGAAUAUGAGAUAGUGAAAAAAGUUAGCUUUAGGCCUUCUUUUAUGAUACAAGGUUAUGAGUUUCAAGCUAUUUUUUUAAGCUUGUUUGAGCUAGUAGGAGAUGAUGAAAUGAAUGCCUCCUAUGUUAAGAGCCUCUUCAAUCCUUAUGUCUUUAAUACUGUCAUAACAAGGGCCAAGUUUCAUGUGGUUGCAAUUGGAAGUCCAGAAGAAGUUAAGCAGUUUGAGCUUGACACACUCUCUCAUCCUGACCGUGGUGGCAAUGCUACAAAAUGCUGGCAUAAAUAUUUGAAAUUAUGUACUGAAUUAGGAACAUUUUACCAUCAUAUAGAUCUAUCUAUGUUUAAAAGAAAAAAAACUGAAGUCUCUGAUCCUAAUAUGGAGAAGGUCAAAUAGUGAUGGUGGCUUUUAACCAAGAAUGAUUGUUAGGAAUAAUUAUUUUUAGUGGCACAUUAUGUAUCACUUUAAAAUAUAAUUAAUUUUUUGACUAAUGUAUACCGGUAUCUAACAUUAAUCACAGCCACACCUUCCCUCAAGCAUAGAUGCUAUACAAGCCUCAAGCAUGGAGGCAGCUAAAGAUUUAUCGAAAAGAGCUGUGGAACUUGAUAAAUCAGAAAAAUAUUCAGAAG